GGCGAAACGACGGCGAGUGUCGCGGAAAAGUGACUCAAACUCUGAUGUAAUCAUUUUCACAUGCCAUUACGGCCGCCGCUAAAAUCGUUCCGUUCGCAUUGCCAUUGGCAUACUCAUUCUAAUUCUCGCUGGUCGGAAAUCGGGUGACUUCGGCUUUUCUGUGUUUCGCAUUCAGUCUGUUGCUGUGGCGCAAAGCACAAUAUAAUACUCGAUCGUUUCAAUAUAGUUUCGUGAGAGAUCACCGAGAUGACCUCGCGAAUGUUCAAGUUCGGCGUAACAGCCGCCAGCGCCUGUGUGGGUUCGGUUCUGGCCUCGUACACCCUGGACCGCUGGAACACCCCCCAUGUGGUUAACAAUGCCACCGUGCCACCGAAAAGGAAGCGCACGCUUCCCCCGCGAGCGGAUCAGAUCAAAUCCUUGAUGAGCGGCGAAGAGUUCGACGUGCUGAUCAUCGGCGGAGGAGCCACGGGAGCCGGAUGUGCUCUCGACUCGGUCACAAGGGGUCUUAAGACCGCCCUGGUGGAGCUGGAUGACUUUGCCAGCGGAACCUCUUCGCGCUCCACGAAGCUAAUCCAUGGCGGUGUGCGAUACCUGCAGAAGGCCAUUUUGGGCCUUGAUCUAGAGCAGUACCGCAUGGUGAAGGAGGCGCUGGCUGAGCGCGCCACCAUGCUCGAAUCGGCGCCCCACUUGACCCACCCUCUGCCCAUCAUGCUGCCAGUUUACACAUGGUGGCAGGUUCCCUACUACUGGGUGGGCAUUAAGGCCUACGAUCUGGUGGCCGGCGAUCGCAAUGUGAAGAGCUCGUACUACCUCUCCAAGAAGGAUGCCCUCGAACUGUUCCCCAUGCUCAAGAAGGACAAGUUGUGCGGCGCCAUCGUCUACUAUGAUGGCCAGCAGGAUGAUGCCAGGAUGUGUCUGGCGGUGGCGCUGACUGCCGCUCGUCACGGUGCCACUGUGUGCAAUCACGUGGAGGUGAAGGAGCUGCUGAAGAAGGACGACGGCACUGGCAAACAGGUGCUGUGCGGAGCCAAGGUCAAGGACCAUAUUUCCGGCAAGGAGUUCACCGUGAAGGCCAAGUGCAUUGUUAAUGCCGCCGGUCCCUUCACGGACUCCAUCCGCAAGAUGGACAACCCCACGGUGAAGAGCAUCUGCUGCCCCAGUUCCGGAGUUCAUAUCGUACUGCCUGGCUACUAUAGCCCCGAUCAGAUGGGUCUGCUGGAUCCCUCCACCUCCGACGGCCGCGUCAUCUUCUUCCUGCCCUGGCAGAGGCAGACGAUUGCCGGCACCACCGACCUGCCCUGCGAAAUCACCCACAACCCAACGCCCACCGAGGACGAGAUCCAGUUCAUCCUCAGCGAGAUCAAGAACUAUCUGAAUGCGGACGUGGAGGUGCGCCGUGGCGAUGUGCUCUCCGCCUGGAGCGGCAUCCGCCCACUGGUCUCCGAUCCCAACAAGGACGACACCCAGUCCCUGGCCCGCAACCACAUCGUCCACGUCAGCCCCUCCAAUCUCAUCACCAUCGCUGGCGGCAAGUGGACCACCUACAGGGCCAUGGCCGAGCACACCAUCGACGCGGCAAUCAAGGCCUGCAACUUAAAGCCAGAGCGCGCCGAGGCAGUCACCUCCUAUCUGAAGAUCGAAGGCGGCCAGGGCUGGACCCCGACCAUGUACAUCCGUCUGGUGCAGGACUUCGGACUCGAGUGCGAGGUGGCCCAGCAUCUGGCCAAGUCGUACGGUGACCGCGCCUUCGCCGUGUCCAAAAUGGCUUCGUUGACCGGCAAGCGUUGGCCCAUCAUUGGCAACCGCAUCCACCCCGAGUUCCCAUACAUCGAUGCCGAGAUCCGGUACGGAGUGCGAGAGUACGCCUGUACCGCCGUCGAUAUGAUUGCCCGUCGCCUGCGACUGGCCUUCCUCAAUGUGCAGGCGGCCCAGGAGGCGCUGCCAGUGAUCGUUGACAUCAUGGGCGAGGAGCUGGGCUGGUCCAAGGACGAGAAGGAGCGCCAGAUCAAGCACGCCACCGAGUUCCUGGCCAACGAGAUGGGACACUCAGUGAACCGCACCUCCAAGGAGCGCAUACCCAUCAAGCUGUCCAAGGAGGAGAUCCAGACGUACAUCAAGCGCUUCCAGCUGAUCGACAAGGACAAGAAGGGCUACGUUUCCAUAAACGAUAUCCGUCGCGCUCUCAAGAGCUUCGGCGAUGGCGACGUCUCCGGCGAGCAGCUGCACGAAAUCCUGCGCGAGAUCGAUACCAACAUGAACGGCCAGGUGGAACUGGACGAAUACCUUCAGAUGAUGUCGGCCAUCAAAACGGGCGACGUGGCCUACUCCCGAUUUGCGCGCAUGGCGGAGCUGGAGGAGCAGAAGCACGAGGCGGCCAAUCUGAAGCAGAAGAUCAGCGUGGACCGAUCCGGAGGCGGCCUGUAAGAGCACCAGCGACUUAACAACGACGACCACAUCACCCGGCCAUCGGAGGCAAGGACUAGACUUAAGAUCGAACGUUUAAGAUCAAACUUAUUUUCAUUUUGCUGUUAAUAAAACUCUUUCAACUCACA
This is a messenger RNA of Drosophila mauritiana, 2552 nucleotides long. RefSeq names its product glycerol-3-phosphate dehydrogenase, mitochondrial (gene Gpo1). The transcript has 8 exons. Gene Ontology annotation, biological process: glycerol-3-phosphate metabolic process. The coding region runs from base 247 to 2424 and encodes 725 amino acids. The record is from RefSeq and is a predicted model, not a curated record. Gene Ontology annotation, cellular component: mitochondrion; glycerol-3-phosphate dehydrogenase (FAD) complex. Gene Ontology annotation, molecular function: calcium ion binding; glycerol-3-phosphate dehydrogenase (quinone) activity. NCBI's taxonomy places the organism in Eukaryota, Metazoa, Arthropoda, Insecta, Diptera, Drosophilidae.